CACACCCGAUAGGUUUUGCGGUGCGGGAUGAUGAUGUAGGCGCGUCUUAACGACACAAACUUCAUUCUUUUCACUUCACUUUCCUCAAGCGAACUGAUACGCGUGCUUCUUCUGCAGCGGAAUAUAGACCAAAGGCUGUCUUCUAAUACAUUUCACCGAUGCAUUGAGCUGCUAGGACAUCGUUUUCUUCUUUUUAACGAAUGAUAUCGCGUGUCUUACCAGGACAAAGCGCAGAUAACAAACAUGAAGCCCUUGGCAUUGCUGGCACUUCUGCUCAUCAUGAGUGGUUCUGCAGUGGGACAAACGUUGAAAUCUAAUGCGACCGGCUUUGUUGGAAAGGAUGUACUUUUAUCAUUUAACUGUUUUAAUGUCCCUAAAGAGCUGAUAUGGCAGAAAGGUGAUAGAGUAGUGAAUGCUCAUUCGCAAGACAAAAUCAACAUAGAUGAUUCCUACGUGGACAGGACGCAACUCUUCCUAAACGAGGAGAAGAGAAACUGUUCCCUGCUGCUCCGCAACAUCUCUACAGCAGAUGCAGGACUGUACACCUGUCAUGCCCUAGACAGUGUUGAUAACAACAUCUGGUCAAAGGAGUCUACAGAAGUUAAUUUAACAGUGGAGAGCAACCCUGAAAAAGUCGGCCAAACCGAAGAAGAAUCUGUCACAGCUGUCUCUGUUAGUGUUCCCAUAGCGGUAGUAGUGCUUAUACUGGCUGUUAUCCUGCUUCUAAUCCUACUGAACAGAAGACAACAUCGGACAAACACGGACACCGAUGAUUUACCGAUUGAGAAACCUAUGCUACAGAAUGUGUGACGUGCUCUUGCUUGACAGUUUAAUGGACUAACUUCUAUGUUGUAAUGCAAGGUCCUUCACAACAACAAUGGACAAUAAGAGGCCUUAGCCCUAAACAAAUGCAUUCGCAUGUGGGCAUUACACAGCGGUGCGUGCCGAUCCGUCUCGCUUCGAGACAGAUUAAUGUGCAGUCUUCAGUUGUAACACUGUUACUUGAUUACUGUUACCACUGAAUUGUGAAUACACUGUGAUUAUACAUUCAGUAGGCAUUACAGUUUUGUAAUUUGACAAGAUUCUCCUUGUAGAAACUGUCUUUAUUCAUUCUUUGAAGAACAGAUGUAAUAGGUAGGGGACGUGCAGUUUAUAUUUUGCCUUUUCCUCUCUCUUUGAGGCACACUGGUGGUCUCAAUCCUAAACAAGCUUUCAAAUCAGUUUAUUUUAUUGUUCAUAUGUGUACAGCAAUCAUUUACUAAGCACUCAUCAUGUAAGCUUCUUUACAUUUACUCUUGUAUGGGUUGUUUUACUCAGCCUGUGCUGAUUUCAUUUAUGUGGAAGAAAUAAUAUGGCACUCCCUAUGGGAUAUGUUUGCUUUUUUUACUGUACUAAAUUUCAUUUACUUUUAAAUGAAUUCUGUAAAGUACUUCAAACCUGCCGAGGCAAUAAACCUUUUACUU
Sinocyclocheilus grahami is the source of this 1463-nucleotide messenger RNA. Its product is annotated as sodium channel subunit beta-2-like. The record is from RefSeq and is a predicted model, not a curated record. Gene Ontology annotation, cellular component: external side of plasma membrane. NCBI's taxonomy places the organism in Eukaryota, Metazoa, Chordata, Actinopteri, Cypriniformes, Cyprinidae. The transcript is spliced from 6 exons. The coding region runs from base 244 to 810 and encodes 188 amino acids. Gene Ontology annotation, biological process: cellular response to lipopolysaccharide; positive regulation of T cell proliferation; T cell costimulation.